Messenger RNA from Oppiella nova, 1317 nucleotides. Lineage: Eukaryota; Metazoa; Arthropoda; Arachnida; Sarcoptiformes; Oppiidae. The record is from the annotation of a GenBank genome assembly.
GGAAAAGUAGCCCUGGUCACCGGGUCGAGCUCGGGUAUAGGUGCCGCUACAGCCGUACAGUUUGCCAAAGCGGGCGCAGAUGUUGUGGUGACCGGACUGUACGCCGACAACGACUUAUCAUCGGUAGCCAACCGGUGCCGAAGUCUGGGCGUAAAAGUGCUGGAAAUGGCCGCAGAUGUCACCCGAGAGGCAGACAUGCGAGCACUGGUGGCCAUGACUGUCGACACAUUUGGCAAAAUAGAUAUACUGGUCAACUGUGCCGGUACUAGUAAACGGACCGCCAUUACUGAGCCCUUAUAUAUGGAUGCCUUUCGAAAACUAAGGCAAACAAACUUGGAUUCGUACGUAUUUAUGACCCACACAUGUGUGGAGCACUUGGAAAAGAGCCAGGGUACUAUUGUCAAUAUAUCCAGUAUUAGAAGUACCCAAGCGGGCCCUAAGGAUUCAGUGUAUUGCAUGUCAAAAGUAGCGACCGAUAUGUUCACUAAAUGUAUGGCUGUUGAGUUGGGACCCAAACGGAUCCGGGUUAAUAGCGUUAACCCUGGUGCAAUCCCUACUAAUUUUAUGAAGGAGUUAAGGGUAGAUGUUAACAGACUAAUCGUAGGUAUGCCUAAAGUAUUGCCGGCGGGAAAGUGCGGUACACCCGACGACAUCGCGUCAGCCGUACUCUAUUUGGCAGCACCGGAGGCGGCGUUUAUAACCGGUACUAAUUUGGUGGUCGAUGGCGGGCAUACUGUCGCCGGCAUUCCCUUCAGUUAUGAUCAAAAGCAUUAUAUUGGUCAAACCCCAAUACUGACCGUGGGCGACCCUGAGCUAAUCAAGAGCAUCCUGGUGAAAGAUUUUCACAUAUUCUCCGAUCGCUCAAACCCCAGAAAAGCAAACGAUUUCAUAAACAGAAGUAAUUUGUUUCGUUUGACUGGCGAUGACUGGAAACGGGUCCGGAGUAUAGUGUCGCCAACUUUCAGUUCCGGCAAAAUGCGCAAAAUGUACCCAAAAAUCCGGGAAUGUGUCGGCGAUCUGAUGAACCACUUGGAAAGCCUGACACUCACUAAUAGGGAAAUGGAUGCGAAACUAAUCUUUGGUAGCUAUACCAUGGAUGCGAUAGCUACCUGUGCGUUCGCUAUUAAGACUAAUAUAUAUGGCAACCCUGAUAAUCCGUUUUUGACAAAUGCUGUCCACACCUUUGAGCCUAAUAUCGUGCAAGAGUUGGCAACACUACUACUGCCCACAACUGUCAUGAAAUGGUUGCAGAAGUUUAUGAAGAAAAAUACGACCAUUUUCUUCGUGAAAGCUAUUCAAGAGGUGAUCCGAAAACGA